Didymella exigua CBS 183.55 is the source of this 285-nucleotide messenger RNA. RefSeq lists its product as uncharacterized. The record is from RefSeq and is a predicted model, not a curated record. The transcript has 2 exons. Bases 1 to 285 code for a protein of 94 amino acids. NCBI's taxonomy places the organism in Eukaryota, Fungi, Ascomycota, Dothideomycetes, Pleosporales, Didymellaceae.
AUGCUGACCCCAGCAGCCGAGUUCUUCGAUGAGACGGGCGCCCCAUAUAGCCUCGACGACGGCGAUCUGGCGAAGCGUCAGAGUCGCGCCCAGGUUGCUGCGCGCUUCGCCCGCAUCUUCAUUCGAUGGGGAAAGCGCACCUGGGACUUCUUCUACUGCAUGAGUUUGAAUGUUGCGUGGAAGUGCGGCGACGAGUUCGUUGACCGCACCGCAAGCGGUAUUCCGCCGUGGCAGUGCGCUUCUGGCCUUGUUUGCGCGGGCGCCAAUGGAAGGAGGUGCGCUUGA